UUGAAAGUUGAUUUAAGCACCUGGCACUGGCAACAAUAGGGGGUAUUAGCUAUUACUGCAUUUGUAAAUAUUAAUUAAAAUUCUUACAUAUUUUAUUGGUAGUUUGUGAUAUUUUAUUAUGACAGAAAGUUCUCUUAUCUCAGUCUUAAAAUUGAUUCCGUCAUGAUGUGUGGUGUGAAAUUAUUAAGUUUUUGCUUGAUAGUCCUGUGUCACAUUAGUUGCAUUUUCACUCACGAUCAUUUACUCGAAGGAAUUUACUGCGGCAAAGCAAAUUGUUACGAGGUUUUAGGAGUUAAAAGAGAGACGCCAAAAAAUGAGAUUGCUAAAAGCUACCGACAGCUGGCGAGAAAAUUCCAUCCGGAUCUUCACAGGGGCGAGGAAGCCAAGAAAGUAGCUGAAGAAAAAUUUAAAGAAAUUGCUACCGCUUACGAGAUACUACGAGAUGACGAGGCACGCUCAGAUUAUGACUAUAUGUUGGACAAUCCACAGCAUUACUAUGCCCACUACUACAGAUAUUACCGAAGACGUAUGGCACCUAAGGUUGAUGUCCGAAUAGUUCUCGCAGUUACCAUUACUUUAAUCUCUAUAAUGCAGUACUAUAGUGCUUGGUCAAAAUAUGACACAGCUAUCAAAUACUUUAUGACUGUCCCUAAAUAUAGGAAUAAGGCUUUAGAUAUAGCCAAAGCUGAAACAAAAGAUUCUCAAGGUAAAGGAAAACAGAAGAAAAGUAAAGGAGAACUCAAACUAGAACAGGACAGAAUAAUACGUAGAGUGAUAGAAGAUAAUAUGGAUAUCAAAGGUGCAUAUGCAAAGCCCGAAAUCAAAGAUAUUCUAUGGAUACAGUUAAUUAUUUUACCAUACACAAUUGUAUGUUACAUUCAUUGGUACUUAAGAUGGUUUUGGAAGUUUACAGUUUUAAAACAUCCUUAUGGUGAAGAAGAAAAGUUAUAUUUAAUUAGAAAGUAUUUGAAGAUGGGCCAUCAUCAGUUUAAUGCUCUUGACGAUCAUGAGAAACAAGAAUACUUAGAUGAGGAAUUAUGGAUUUGGGAUAACUUUGUUGUUUGGAAAGAAAUCAAAGAUGAGGAAACUAAAAAGGCAUUAGCCGAGAAUAAUAAAUACAAACAAUACAGAAGAUAUAUUAAAAAUCAUGGUGUAGGACGCAUGACAUUUGAUGAUUCAUGAUACUCUGUGUAUUUGAUUUUGUUUAUUUAUUUUUAUAUUAAUGACCUAUUAAUUUAAUAAAAA
Messenger RNA from Leptidea sinapis, 1245 nucleotides. RefSeq names its product dnaJ homolog subfamily C member 25 homolog (gene DnaJ-8). NCBI's taxonomy places the organism in Eukaryota, Metazoa, Arthropoda, Insecta, Lepidoptera, Pieridae. Gene Ontology annotation, cellular component: endoplasmic reticulum membrane. Gene Ontology annotation, biological process: protein folding. The record is from RefSeq and is a predicted model, not a curated record. The transcript has a single exon. The coding region runs from base 163 to 1182 and encodes 339 amino acids.